UUUCGCACUAGCCGCACAACCGACGGAUCGGCGUAAAUGCGCUCUUAUCUACCGACUACAGGUACCGACUACAAAGACACUGAUGUCUCAGCUGUGCUCUUGCAGAACGCCUUCCCAAUAGCCUAAAUAACCGCUACGUCACCUGUCAUCGUUUUAAUCAACGCUUUUUAAAUGCAAAAUGAAAUCGCCAUGGAGUUGCAGUGGACCCCUCCGUUUGGAAGCGUGGCCGUGGUUACUGAGCUUGGCUGUCCUCCGGACCCUCUGCCUCCCCACUAAUGAAGUGGACCUCCUGGACUCUCGGACUGUGAUGGGAGACCUGGGCUGGGUGGCCUACCCCAGGAACGGGUGGGAGGAGAUAGGGGAGGUGGAUGAGAACUAUGCCCCCAUCCACACCUACCAGGUGUGCAAGGUGAUGGACCAGAACCAGAACAACUGGCUGGUGACCGGCUGGAUCCUCCGCGGGGGGGCUAGCCGGGUGUUUGUGGAGCUUCAGUUCACCCUACGGGACUGCAACAGCCUACCCGGGGGGGUGGGGACCUGCAAGGAGACCUUCAACAUGUUCUACUUCCAGACGGACCAGGAGGAACCCCCGGGCCUGAGGGAGAACCUGUUCUCCAAGGUGGACACCAUCGCUGCCGACGAGAGCUUCACCGAGCUGGACCUGGGCGACAGGGUCAUGAAGCUCAACACGGAGGUCCGCGACCUCGGACCUCUGACCCGGAAGGGUUUCUACCUGGCCUUCCAGGACCUGGGCGCCUGCAUCGCUCUGGUGUCGGUGCGCGUGUUCUACAAGCGCUGCCCGCCGGUCGUGAGGAACCUGGCCCGCUUCGAGGACACCAUCCCCGGGUCGGACCCGUCACGGCUGCUGGAGGUGGCGGGGACAUGCGUCAACCGCUCGCUGACCCUGGAGCCUCCCAGGAUGCACUGCAGCGCGGAGGGGGAGUGGCUGGUGCCCAUCGGGAAGUGUGUGUGUGAGGCGGGCUAUGAGGAGAUCAACGGAUCCUGUCACAUGUGUAUUGCUGGGUUCUUCAGGUCAGUGCUCCAGUCUCCAGCGUGUAGUAAGUGUCCUCCCCACAGCUACACACGUGAGCAGGGCUCCAGCACAUGCGUGUGCGAGGACGGCUUUUACAGACGAGAUUCCGACCCCCCCAUCAUGGCCUGCACAAAGCCCCCCUCUGCUCCACGAAAUGCCAUCUCCAACGUCAAUGAGACCAGCGUGUUCCUGGAGUGGGCCGUCCCCAUGGAGACGGGUGGGAGGAAGGACCUGAGUUACAAUGUCCUGUGUCGGCGGGUCAGCACUGACCAGCGGCGGUUCGAGGAGUGCGGCGCGGGGGUCCGCUUCCUUCCGGGGCGCCUGGGACUGAGGAACAGCUCUGUCAUGGUGCUGGACCUCCAGGCUCACGCCAACUACUCCUUCCUGGUGGAGGCGGUCAACGGCGUGUCCGAGCUGACCAAUGACCGGACCACGCGGCAUGUCUCUCUCAAUGUCACGACCAACCAGGCAGCCCCCUCUCCGGUCAGCGUCCUGAGGAAGAGCAGUUCAGGGAGGAGCAGCAUCUCUGUGUCGUGGGAGGAGCCUGGUCAACCCAACGGCAUCAUCCUGGAGUACGAGAUCAAGUACUUUGAGAAGGACCAGGAGACCAGCUACACCAUCAUCAAGUCUCGGGAGACAGAACAGGAAGUUGGCGGUCUGAAGCCUUCCUGUAUGUACGUGUUCCAGGUGCGGGCUCGUACCUCAGCAGGCUAUGGAGCGUUCAGCCGCAGGUUCGAGUUUGACACCAGCCCCUACUUAGCACCCUCCACUUCCCAGAGCCAGGUUCCCAUUGUCGUGGUGGCCAUCACUGUUGCUCUGGUGCUGCUGGCACUGGUCACAUGGUUCCUGCUCAGCGGCCGGCGGUGUGGCUACAGCAAAGCCAAGCAGGAUCCGGAGGAGGAGAAGAUGCACUUCCACAAUGGUCAUAUCAAGUUCCCAGGGGUGCGCACCUACAUCGACCCCCAUACCUAUGAAGACCCCAACCAGGCCGUUCACGAGUUCACCAAGGAGAUAGAUGUCUCCUUCAUCAGCAUAGACAGAGUCAUAGGGGCAGGUGAGUUUGGUGAGGUGUGCAGCGGGCCCCUGCAUCUCCCGGGUAAAAGGGAGAUUGUCGUGGCGAUAAAAACCCUGAAGGCGGGGUAUAGUGACCAGCAGAGGCGGGACUUCCUGGGGGAGGCGUCAAUCAUGGGCCAGUUCGACCACCCCAACAUCAUACACCUGGAGGGCGUGGUCACCAAGAGUAAGCCGGUGAUGAUCAUUACUGAGUACAUGGAGAACGGCUCACUGGACACCUUUUUGAAGAAGAAUGACGGCCAGUUCACGGUGGUCCAGCUGGUGGGCAUGCUGCGUGGCAUCGCCUCGGGCAUGCGCUACCUGUCAGACAUGGGCUACAUCCACCGAGACCUGGCGGCACGCAACAUCCUGGUCAACAGCAACCUGGUGUGUAAGGUGUCCGACUUCGGCCUGUCCAGAGUCCUGGAGGACGACCCGGAGGCUGCAUACACCACACGGGGUGGUAAAAUCCCCAUUCGCUGGACGGCCCCUGAGGCCAUUGCCUACAGAAAGUUCACCUCAGCCAGUGACGUGUGGAGCUACGGGAUCGUCAUGUGGGAAGUGAUGUCAUACGGAGAACGACCUUACUGGGACAUGAGCAACCAGGAUGUAAUCAAGGCGGUUGAGGAGAGUUACAGGCUUCCUGGACCCAUGGACUGCCCUGCUGCCCUGUACCACCUCAUGAUGGACUGCUGGCAGAGGGAAAGGAGCAGCCGGCCUAAGUUUGAGGAGAUCGUCAGCCUGCUGGACAAGCUCAUACGCAACCCCAGCUCCCUCAAGGCCCUGGUCAACUCCUCUCACAGGAUGUCUAACCUGCUGGUGGAGCAGGUGAGCGUGGAGGGCGGAGCCCCGCAGUCCGUGGGGGCGUGGCUUGAAAGGAUCAAGAUGGGGCGUUACACAGAGCUCUUCUUGGAGGCGGGCUACUCCUCCCUGGAGCUGGUGGCUCACAUGACCUCAGAUGACGUGCGGAGGGUGGGGGUAAAUCUGGCUGGACACCAGAAGAAGAUCAUCAACAGCAUCCAGGAGAUGAGAGUCACCAUGAUGAACGCUCCUGUCCCUGUCUGACACACACACACACACACACACAGGUCGAAAGGAUGUCGUGUUCAGACGGAUGAACAGCAUGGACCUAGUGGUUUGGCACUUUCUACAUGACUUUGUAUUUAUUUCGGGAAUCCAACAAGACCAGACGUUUGGACGGCAGUGUCGGUCUGAGCAAUGGACAGACUGGAUGCAGACAAGAAGUUCUACUGUCAGAGACAGGAAGCACACAGAUAAGGUAUGGCCCACUCGUUUUGGGCUGAAUGUAUAGCACUGCAGAACCUUGCAAUACCUCUACACACCUUACAGAACCCUCAGUACUUCAGCGGAACCCUCAGCACCCUCAGUUGAACCCUCAGGAUUCUAGCAGAACCUCAAGGUUCCAAAUGAACCUACAGACUUUUACCAUAAUUUCCAAUUUCCCGCAUUCACAUCCAGGAUUCCAUUAGAGCCCUUCAUGAUUCCCAGAAGAACCAUUCAGAGCUUCAAAAGAAUCCUCCAGGUUUCCAGUAGAACAUUCCAGAAUUCCAACAGAACAUCCAAUGAUGCAGAGAGGAAUAUGUCCUGUAAUUCCACUGUACAAUCAGUCUGACAGACCACUUCCUGGUCUCCAGACCUGCUAGCAGCUUCAAGCUUCCCAGUAUGAAGAAGCAAUAAUGUGUUUCAGCAUCAUAACGUAUUCAUUAAUAACUUUUUAUCAUAUAAAACAGUGUACAUGUGUCGUAUUGAUUCAUGUGUUGUAGAUGGCUGAUAAACUAGGACAUCUAUCAGAAUCCAGAUCCAUCAACUCAACACACACAGAGAUGAGACGCUAUCUAUCUGUAUGAAUACACUCUGCUAACAUGUAUAUACAGUAUAUAGUGUAUGGUUUAACAUGGGAGCUUCUUCUACACCCUCAUUGGCUGUAAGGUUUUUCAGCCGGAAGAGAGAGAGGAAAGACAGAGAGGUCGUUGAAGAGAGGUAGCUGACAGUGUCCACAGCAGAUGUGAGCCGGUAGAUGGAGCUGAGCUGAGACUGAGUGUGUGUUCGUUACUGCUGACAUGCCACAGUGUUGUGGGCGAUGUGUUGUUAAACAGAGAUUGUAGAAGUCUGACCAGAGUUGCUCGGCCAGGCGUGACUGUGUCCAACGCACAGCCAUUUAUACGGACCAGGAAGGAAUGUAACGGUCGCUACGUGACUACAACUCACUGAAGGAUUCUAGGACCUAGAGUGUCGUCAUGAGACGUGUACUGUAGAAGGAUGAUGGGACAGAUGAGUUGGGAGGGGAUGUCAUGCUGCCUAUUUGAGUUGCACUUUAUCAAAAGUACAGCCGUUUUUAUUUGAUGAAGUAACACAAAGAGAUCAUUGAAGUAAUGUUUGUUUGUCCUUGGUGGAUACCAUGUGGUGUGUGUCUUAAUUAUUAUUAUAUAUAACCGAUAUGUACAAAUCAGUACUGAACAUUUACCUAUGAACUAGAAUUCACAUGAUUAAGCACAAUAUGUUUGCUGCAUAUUUUGACCAACAAUAGUGCAGUAGACUAAGGUGUUAGCAAAUGGGUCCAUACAGGUGUAGUUAGCAGAGCACAUGGUGUUGAGUGGUGCUUGGUGGUGUUGGUUGGUGUUGGGAUGUUGUGGGUGGUGCUGGGUGGUUUUGGGGUCCUGGGUGAUGCUGAGAGGCGAUGUCUGUGACUGGUGCUCUAUAAAUCACUGGCCCAUAUUUACCUGGUACAAGGAAAUACCAUGGCACGGAAAGAGACAAGCACCUCAAACAAGGCCUGAGCCAUCAGAGAUCGAGUGUCUUGUAUUUGUUCAUUGUUGACAUCAAUGGAUUAUCUCUCCUUUUUAAGAAAUCACGUGGAGAUGUUUCAAGGCAGUGAUGUAACAGUGAUGUAACAGUGGCACUGAGAGGACUCGGAGAUGGAACUGAGAGCAGGCUCCAGCUCCUGUUACCCUCGUCCUUCCUGAAGGAUAAAAGCACUCAGAGAUAAAAGCCACCAGUUUAGCCACGACAAAGGGAGGGAGAGUGAAAAAGCACAAAAUAUGCAACCUGAGCAGGACAGGGUAGGUGUGGUGGGAGGGAAUCUGGAACGGGCGGUCACACACACCCUGGUUCGAGCUGGACUCUUAUCCUGGUUUCAGAGGGCAGCAAGAGCACAGUUUCUAGAACAAAAAGCUGUUUUUAGCACCACAAUGAACCAGAAUUGAGAUCCGCUGUUUAUCCAGGCUCAGUUGGUAAACUGGUGCUGAUGACAUCUUUUUGCCAGGUGUGAAGCGGAACAGGCAGUUGGUGUUUCUUCAGUCAGUAUGAAUGACAUUCUGUGAGCACCUUUGAAAACGGCUUUUUAUCAGGAGUAUGAGGAUUCAUUGUUUACUAAGACCAGCACACCACCAUGAAUAGCAAUGCAACUAGCACUAGACUGUAUGUGUUCCAUUUUAAUGUAACCUAUUUAAAUCUACUUUAAAGCAAGCAAUCCCAUUUGUACAAAAUGCCAUUGGAUCUAUUUGGUUUCAGUUGGAAUUAUUAAGAUGAAUUUAGUGGAACUUUGAAUUGUCAUAACAAUCUGACAACUUAUUCUUACAACUUAUUCAGACCUGGGUGAGUCACACAGAUAGUUACGACAAAUUAAAUGUCUGAUGAAGAUGACCAGAUUUGAGUCAGUUAAAUAGCAGUACCAACCAAUCCAAAUCAUUCUGAACUGGACUGGUGUGCGUUUGGAUCAGUGGAAACAGGGUUGGUUUAGAUAUCAGUGUGGUUUCCAGACCUGUGCCACAACCCUCCGCCCAUGAGUCUGGACAGCCGAACACCUUGAGCCAAUGAAAACACAGGAUGAAAAACACAAAGAAAAAAAAAAUAGCUGUUGUGCUGUUUCUUUGUCUUCUUUAUGAAACCGUUUAUGUAUUUUGUUUGUGUCAAUGUUUUUGUAGUGUAAAAUAUCAAAUUAUAUAUUUUUCCAAUA
This is a messenger RNA of Osmerus eperlanus (European smelt), 6062 nucleotides long. Its product is annotated as ephrin type-A receptor 5. Gene Ontology annotation, molecular function: transmembrane-ephrin receptor activity; protein binding; ATP binding. Gene Ontology annotation, biological process: axon guidance; ephrin receptor signaling pathway; protein phosphorylation. Lineage: Eukaryota; Metazoa; Chordata; Actinopteri; Osmeriformes; Osmeridae. The record is from RefSeq and is a predicted model, not a curated record. Gene Ontology annotation, cellular component: plasma membrane; dendrite.